GGGGAACUUUUAAUGUUUUUUGGAGACUGUUCCGAAGUUUUACUCCAGUAUUGAACAGAAUAGCAUUUUUUGUUUUAUUCAUUUUUUUUGAAGUUACUGAGCAAUAUGAAUAAUUAUUUUUUAGUAAUUGGAGAAUGAGAAUUAGACGUGAAGAGGUACGUAGACAGAAUGAGUUCUACGAAAGAAUUUUGUCAGAGCUCUACCUGCUUCCUUUGAAAAUCGAAAGCAUUUUAUUUCUUCAAGGAGCCAUUUCUCCAUGGAACAACAUGAAAUUUUUGAUUUUGAUUCGAAUGGUGGAUUUGCUACAACUGAAUUUUUGAAUGGAUUGGAUGGUCCACAGUCAACACUCCCCCGUUUAUCUUCAAAUUCGUCAACUCAAUUUGCUGCAAUUUGUGCGGCACCGUUAAAUACUUCAACAUCGGGCAUUACCUCAUCAUUAUCUUCGGUAAAUUUAAAUUUUUAUUAUCACUCUCGUUAUGUAUCCAUAGUAAUGUUUUAUUCGAAAGUUAAGAAAUGGAAUCCAUUACGCUAG
Molecule: messenger RNA, 532 nt
Organism: Meloidogyne enterolobii
Lineage: Eukaryota; Metazoa; Nematoda; Chromadorea; Rhabditida; Meloidogynidae
Source: the annotation of a GenBank genome assembly